CCCUGACAUUCGGGAUCAGCGACAGUACUGAAAUAGCCCAAAUUAUUAUCAGAAUCACUACAGCACUCAUGAAGGCACUGAUGCCGCCAUAUUUGUUUCAAGCGAUACUGUGUCUCACCAUCAAAAUCUACCCGCGGGUGUCUGUAUCCUGAAAAAUGUUUUGCUGGUCCGAAUCAAUCCUCAACGCCUACCAAGCAUAGUACCUAAUUCCCGUCGAAAAACACAGUACGCGACCAGCCUCCAGGUGACUGGUCAACCAUUUCAAAUGGCGACCUCUUGGAACAUAACUCUGAAUGAUACCAGCCCAAUGUUCACGUAUUACCCUUACUCUGAUGGUUUCGGUUUGACAAAUGGCUGGCAAAUCUGGUACUCAGAGACUGGAUAUAACACGGUCUUUGCGAAUCCAGGAGUUGGCAUAUCAGCACACAUCACCUCGCUGCCAGGCGCUAAUGUGACUUUUUCAUUUUAUGGCACAGGGAUAGAUCUCCAUGGAACGGCGAAUUGCACAUUUGACGUCACAGUGGACGGAAUUUUCUCCUCAUCCCUCAGUACUACCAGCGAUCUCCUGUAUUCUAAGCAAGCACUAUCGGAAGGAACCCAUUCACUCACCCUAACUGCCCACCCAACUUCGGGGGAGCACCUUGCAUUUGAGAAUGCCGUGAUUUAUGUCAAUCAACCAAUCCCCCAAAUGGUAUCAUACAGUAAUACGAACACCACGUUCCUCAACUAUAGUGGGAACUGGUCCACUGCAACAGAUAUACAUGUCCCUGGAAACAUCUUUCAUACUACGGAAACCAGUGGUUCAAGCGUGUCUGCCUCAUUUGGAGGGUCAUCGGCGGUACUCGUUCAAGGUAUUGUAAACUGGGGUAAUUGGCAAUACACAGUGUCUCUAAAUGGUACCCAGUCCUUGCUCAAUGCAAGCAGCUUCUGGUUCAUUCCGGACACUACGUUGUUCUAUCAAGGGGGCCUGGAUCCAGAACAAACUUAUGUUCUGAAUAUUGCCGACAUAAGUGAAAACGGCAACAAGUUUGAAAUAAACUCCGUGAAGCUUUACCAGCCCCUGCAGCCGACUACACUGCCAUCAUCAUCGAAGCCCUCAAAAAUAGGUGAAAUAGUUGGCGCCAUCGUAGGAGUUGUUGUCUUGCUUGCCUUAGCCGUCGGGUUCCUCUUCUGGCGACGUUCACGGCGCCCUAAAACAGUAACUUCAGGACAAAAUUUCGCCGCACUGGAAAACGAACUCACUCCCGAGGCUCAUGUUACGCAUCUCCCCGCAUUGCCCACGCCAUACACUAUUUCUGGCGCCACCGCUAGUGCCCGUCCGGAUAAAUUCCCAUUGACAACUAUCGGCGGAAGCAUUGAUGAUUCGCUGCUCUACCACGAAAGAGCAAUUGCACGUGGUCCUGGGUCCGCCACAAGCUCUCUAGGUCCAUACAGCGAACCCAAGAAUAAUACGAGUGGUUCUCUGUCUUCUCCUAGUGCGCGUGGUCGGCGGCGCCCUUUGCCACCUCCACCUGGUAGCAUUUCAUCUACUGCACUAUCUCUACAGGAGAUACAGAGUUCUCCGAGGCCAUCAGGGCUGGAGCCACCUUUACAGAUACCAGACUCAGAAGUGGAUAGAAUACUGGGAAUUAUAGCUUCGCGUAUUGACGUACCCGACAGAAACUCUUUGUCUUCUUCUCCUCCACCCCAGUACCGAACCUGACUCAGUUAGUCUUAUUGUUCACAUAUGCAGGGACAUGGAUACGUCCAAGUACUUU
Suillus clintonianus is the source of this 1757-nucleotide messenger RNA. RefSeq lists its product as uncharacterized. The transcript is spliced from 6 exons. The record is from RefSeq and is a predicted model, not a curated record. Bases 266 to 1702 code for a protein of 478 amino acids. NCBI's taxonomy places the organism in Eukaryota, Fungi, Basidiomycota, Agaricomycetes, Boletales, Suillaceae.